Messenger RNA from Talaromyces stipitatus ATCC 10500, 323 nucleotides. RefSeq lists its product as uncharacterized. The annotation marks the transcript as partial. The transcript is spliced from 2 exons. NCBI's taxonomy places the organism in Eukaryota, Fungi, Ascomycota, Eurotiomycetes, Eurotiales, Trichocomaceae. The record is from RefSeq and is a predicted model, not a curated record.
AAGGAAUACCCACCAGGAUCGUGCCAGGAUAUUCAAGUAUUCCUUGGGUUCUGUAACUUCUAUAGAAGAUUCAUCCAAGGGUAUUCGCGCAUUGCCAGGCCACUUACAAGCCUAAUAAAGGGCAGUAAGGACGGCAAGGAAACCGGAGAUUUCCAUAAGAAAUGGGGUAGCAUUCAGCAGGAGGCAUUCCUUGAGUUAUUGAGUGCUUUUGAAACUAGACACCAUCUAGAGGGUAGUAAGUACCUAGUCGAGGUAUUGAUGGACUAUCACAACUUGCAGACGUUCAUGAAGCAGUCUAGGCUAAAUGGUCAUCAAGCACGAUG